AUGAACACUCGCCGAAUUUUUGUCAUUGGCGCUACUGGUGCUCAAGGCCUGCCCGUAUGUCGUGGGCUCACCAAGGAAGGCGGGUACAGCCUGCGCGUUCUCACGCGUGAUUCAACGUCUGCUCGGGCACAGCAACUUGCCAAACUCGGAGACGUUGAGUUUGUUGAGGGAACAUUUGCCAACGAGGCCGACCUACGCAAGGGGUUUGCUGGGUGCUGGGGCGCCUUUAUCAACAUCGAUGGUUUCAACUGCGGCGAGAAGACGGAAAUCUACUGGACCAUCCGCUGCUAUGAGCUCGCCGUUGAGCUUGGAAUCAAGUUCUUUGUGUUCGGCAAUCUCGACUACGGUUACAAAAAGAGCGGCUAUGAUCCGAAGUUUCGAUGCGGGCACUACGAUGCCAAAGGCCGCAUGGCGGAGUGGAUGUUGCAACAGAGAAAGACCAACAACAUGGGUGUUGCGAUUUUUACCACAGGGCCAUACAUCGAGAUGACAAUCUCGUCGAAAACACUUAUGACCCCGCGAGUUGAGAACGGGAUUGUUACUUGGAGAGCCCCGCUCGGUGAUGGCGCGGUUCCACAUGUCGCUCUUGAUGAUUGCGAGCACUAUGUCCGUUGGCUUUUCGACCACCCUCAGAAGUCUGACGGAAUGGAUCUGGAGGUUGCCAUCGAUCAUAUUCACUACGCCGAUCUAGCCGCAGCGUUUCAAAAGGUCACAGGCAAACCUGCUCAGUACAUCGACACUCCCACGAACGUCUAUUUUGAUCACAUCCCGCUCUCCCAACAACCCGCUGGGUACAACGCUGACCCGGCGGACCCAGCAACGAUGUCGUUCAAGGACAACUUCUCCGGUUUCUGGAACUUGUGGUCCCACUCUGCAGGCAACAAGGGGGUCAUCAAGCGGGACUACGCGUUCUUGGACGAGAUCCACCCGAAUAGGAUCAAGACCGCGGAGGAGUUCUUCAGGAGGGCAGAAGAGAAGAGGCGAGCUGGCGGUCUUGGUAGUAUUUUCGAAUCCAUUCAAGGCGACGACUUGCCUUCAAUCUUGAAACUCAGCGAAGACAACAGAAGCGGGAGGUUGUAA
Colletotrichum spaethianum is the source of this 1080-nucleotide messenger RNA. Its product is annotated as NmrA-like family domain-containing protein 1. The record is from RefSeq and is a predicted model, not a curated record. The coding region runs from base 1 to 1080 and encodes 359 amino acids. The transcript has a single exon. Lineage: Eukaryota; Fungi; Ascomycota; Sordariomycetes; Glomerellales; Glomerellaceae.